Messenger RNA from Adineta steineri, 1050 nucleotides. The record is from the annotation of a GenBank genome assembly. NCBI's taxonomy places the organism in Eukaryota, Metazoa, Rotifera, Eurotatoria, Adinetida, Adinetidae.
AUGACUGUCUACAUUAUACAUGAAAAUGAUGUAUGGUUGCCUCCAUUUCGAAAAGCAUUUGAAGCACUUAAAUUGCCUUUUAUAGAAUGGAAUCUAAGUGAAGCGCAUAGUUUUUCACUCGAUAAACAACCUGAGCAUGAUGCAAUAUAUUUUAAUCGCAUUUCACCAUCAUCUCAUACACGCAAUCAUCGUUUUUCCUGUGAAAUAACCAGUCAAGUUCUCGAUUAUCUUUCAUUACAUUCAUGUCGAAUUGUAAAUGAUCAACGAGCUCUUUCACUUGAAUUAUCUAAAGUAAAACAAUAUGUUGAAUUAACAAAAAGUCAAAUUCAUUCACCACGUACAGUAUUUGUUGCAAGUGCAACAUCACUUAAUCAAAAUGAAUCAACAAUAGCAAAAGAAAAUUUUCUCAAAAAAUUAAAAGAAAGUGCACGAGAAAACUUUUUUAAUGAAUCGACACGAAAAUGGACACCAUUUGUUAGUAAACAUAAUCGAGCUGGAAAAGGACUUGGUGUUCAUUUAUUUACUGAUGAUAAACAAGUUGAAAAACAAUUUGAAAAUUUAAUUAAUAAUACCGAUAAUAAUGAUGAUGAAGAAUUUUCAGUUGAUGGUAUUUAUCUUUUGCAAGAAUAUAUUAAAUCACCAAAACAAGUUAUUAAUCGAGCAGAAUUUAUUGGUUAUAAAUUAAUGUAUAUUAUUGAAGUUGAUACACGACAAGGUUUUCAAUUAUGUCCAAGUGAUGCAUGUCGUAAAACAGCUGAUUCAAAAUUAGUUAAACAAAGUGCUGAUGAAAUAAAACAUGGUUUCGAUAUACGAUCACAAGAUUCAUAUACCGAUAAAGAAAAACAACUUAUUGAACAAUUAGAAAAUUUUUUACGUGAACGACAAAUUGAAGUUGCUGGAAUUGAAUGGGUUGAUGAUGGAACAAAUGUUUAUGUUUAUGAUGUUAAUUGUAAUACAAAUUAUAAUGUUGCAGCUGAAACAAGAUUCUUUGGUGAUAUGUAUGGAACAGUUAAAUUAGGAGAAUAUUUUCAAAAACAAUUACAAAAAUAA